AUGACUGUUAUCUGUAACCAUCCAACCAUCCUGACCAUGGAAGCUGGCGGAACGAACAAGAAUCAACCUGGCACUAGCGCUAUUUCCCACACGUUCCAACUCGACCACGAGAUCUCUAGGCCUUCAAUCGAUUCCUUAGGCGCUUUGAAGCCCAACAUCGCUGCACAUAGAGACUACCUCUACAGAGAGCAAGUUCAUGGCAAAUCCAUCGACAGACAUGGGAAUUUGCAACGCCCUGCCUCUGUGGACGACCUGCCUCUGUGGAGCAUCGAGAUAUGA
Messenger RNA from Guillardia theta CCMP2712, 279 nucleotides. RefSeq lists its product as hypothetical. The record is from RefSeq and is a predicted model, not a curated record. Lineage: Eukaryota; Cryptophyceae; Pyrenomonadales; Geminigeraceae. The transcript has a single exon. Bases 1 to 279 code for a protein of 92 amino acids.